This is a messenger RNA of Doryrhamphus excisus (bluestripe pipefish), 2327 nucleotides long. The record is from RefSeq and is a predicted model, not a curated record. Lineage: Eukaryota; Metazoa; Chordata; Actinopteri; Syngnathiformes; Syngnathidae.
CGUUCGUCCCUUUCGCGGCAGAAAGUGUUUACGUCUCCCAUUCCGUUGGAUUGUUGCUAAAGUCUAGCGUUUGCCUUUUAAAUAACUACAAAAAAGCCGAUACCUAUGUCAACUCCCGUGCUGUUAAACGACCAGAUAUUAAACUGACUAGUUUAAUGAACGAAAAAAAACGACAAGCGAGGAAAAAUGUUUACAUCCCAAACGUCGUCAUUCCAGGAUUCCAUCGACGUGGAGGAGAGGGAUGACUUUGACAGCGAGGACAUUUCCGCAUACAACCAGAAGGUUCAAUUGAACUGCUAUUAUGCCAUCUAUUUAUAUCAGGGCACAAGAUCUGAGGCUACUGAGGAAAGUGUGUCUUGGAACCAGAGGCGAGCAGACUCCACAAGCAGUCAGGAGGACUUUAGCCUGACUCUGGUUGACAGCAGCCUGCCAAUGGAGGCGGAACCGGAGCUCCGUACAUACAUCUCCAGGAGGCUGAGCAAAGGAGCCCUGCUUGGGGGCAUGGGCAACAUCGCCACGGUAGAACUCAGCAUUCCAGAGCAGGCAGUGGGCUGCUAUUGUUGCCUCCUAGAACAGGAAAGAUCUCCCGAACAACCUGAUGCAGACGGCAACGGAUACGUCAUCUGCUUCCUGGGAGGCUCCGAAAAAGGACUCAACUUAUAUCGGCUGGAACUUGAUAAAUACGUCCAAGGCCUACACAGCAGCCUGCAAACCCCAGAGCUGCAAAACCUGGAGACAGAGCUGCGUCCCUACUUGAGCCGCUGGUACGAGGAGUCCGUCAUGCACAUUUACCGUGUGGUGCAGCUGGUGCAGAGCAACAUCAGCUUCCUGUUGCAUGCGGCUCUGAGUCACAGCCACGUGGAGGUGACCAACUCAGACGAGAGGACGAAGGCGGAUGUGUCGCGGUUCAUCAAAGCAGCCAGCCUGCAGGGUCUGGCUCAGCAGGAGACCACAGCCGCCUCGCUGUGCAAGGCCAUGUCUGAGGACGCGCACUCUGACCUCAUGAUUGACUGCUCCGAAAGCCCGCCCACACUCACCAACACCAGAAGUAAUCGUUUCUGCGAUGACUGGAGUCAGGCUUUUCUAAACGCGGCAGAACGUGGAAACCCUUUCCUGCUGCGACAGAUCCUGGAGAACUUCAAACUUAAGGCCAUCCAGGACAUGAACAGCCUGAAGCGCUUCGUGCGCCAGGCCGAGAUGAGCCACUACGCUUUGUUCCGUUGCUGCCAGUUCCUUCAGGGCUGCGGCAACGGCGACGUGCUGCUGCAGAACGCUCGGUCCGAGCACAGCGACCUGCCCGAGGCCUGCCGCAUCAUCAGUGUACUGGAGGAGUUCCUGAGGGAGCAGGAGCAGGCCUGAUGCCUUGGCUUUGAUGGCAUCAUCAGGUUAGACACUAGCAUACUUCCACACUACAUAGAUGGACAUUAGCUUUCUUUUAGGGUGCAGUACUUGGCUAACAGCAGUAGGGGCGCUGUUGAGCUACAGCUGGUUUGUCUAAUUUAAGAUCAUGGUCAGCUAUGAUAAUUGAUGCAUAGACUUUAAUAUUAAAUCUAAGAAAUAUUAAUUGAAAAUGAAAUACUUAGGGUGAUUUGAUCUGUUACUGGUUAAAUGUACUGGAUUGGAUCUUGUAGCUUGUACUUUUUUCAUAAAAGUUUGCCCACCCCUGCUGAAAAUGCUAAUUGUAACAUUGUGUGACAUACCUCAAGAGGCGCAACGGCUGUAACGUACUGUAGCACAUUAGCUAGCCUAGCACCACCAUCAUGACAGCUGUGUGGGCUUUGCGUGCGAAGUGAAGUAGCAGAGUUUGUAUGACGCAGCCGUAGCAGCAUUGGACAUUUGCAGAAGCACCACGUUAAGGAGUUUGUAGAAUAGUUAACUGGUGCAAAGAAAGCUGAGCAGCAGCAAGUCAUUCCAAUCUCCUGAAGUAUUGGCAGUCACAACAACUCCAUUUAUCUGUGAACCCUAAAGUACAUUACUGUCCAUGACAAGAGGAGCAGGUACUGUACAGUGUGCCAUUGUACAUUGGCAAGUGGAUAUAUUAUUUGUCUAAGUUAUAAUUAUUUAAAUUAUGGUCAACAUCGCAACUCAUUUUUCUAUGUAUGAAGUACGUCACUGUACACUGGGAUUUAAAGAUAGCAUGCUCCUGUCUUAGAUUUUGAAUAGCCUGACACUACAUACUCUACCAAACACAAAGGAAAUAGUCACCUAAUUGUGAAGUGAUGUGUACUGUGAAAUUGAUAUUUUACUGUUGUGAAUCAAUGUAAAAACUGGAAAUGUACAGUAUGGUGCCUCUAUCCUACAGCCAUAUAAUAAACAUAUACAACAUA